AUGCUGUCGGCUUUGAUGGCUCCGUUCAAAUACAUGAGCCCAGGGACCAGCAGCAGCAGCACCAGCGAGGAGGACGAGGACUGUCUCAGCACCAGCAGCGCAGAGGUGAAAGAAAACCGCAACAUCGACAACUUGGAGGAGCGCUCUCUCGGCUCUACGGACUCGCUCUUCUGCUCCGAGUUGUCGCGGAGCAGCUCCAGUCGUUCCGGUCUGAAACGCAAGCGCCCCCUGGAGGAGGACAACAACGGACGCAUCUGCCAACUGAGGCUAAUCUACAAGAAACUCUCCUGGUCCGACGCGCCUAAGAACGCUUUGGUCCAGCUCAACGAACUCAAACCAGGCCUGCAGUAUCGGAUGGUGUCUCAAACCGGGCCUGUCCACGCACCGGUCUUCUCCAUCGCUGUGGAGGUCAACGGCUUGACCUUCGAAGGGGCGGGUCCCACCAAGAAAAAAGCCAAAAUGCGCGCGGCAGAGUUAGCUUUGAAGUCUUUUGUCCAGUUUCCGAACGCGCCCCAAGCUCACCUAGCCAUGGGUAACAUCACCAACCCAUCCGCGGACUUCACCUCGGACCAGGCGGACUUUUCGGACACGCUUUUUAAAGAGUUCAAAUCCAGCUCCGGCGACGAUUUGCUUUCAAACGAGCUCCUAAGACACGAGAGCCUCCUCAGACACACCUUAGACCUGAUGGUGCAGGCGCAGCAGAGACUGGGAGGCAUCGUCCCGCCGCCAGAUGCGCCAAAAAGUCCCGUGGCGAUACUCAACGACCUACGACCGGGACUACGGUACGCCUGCUUAUCGGAGCGGUCGGAGGGGAGGCGCUUGCGGAGCUUCGUGAUGGCGGUGAGAGUCGACGGACGGAUAUUCGAAGGUUGCGGCCGCAGUAAGAAGAUGGCCAAGAUCCAAGCGGCCCAGUGCGCUCUCCAGACGCUCUUUAACAUCAUGGCGCCCCCCGAUGGUCGGACGGGACUCAGGGGCAGCAGGAAGACUUGUCCCCAUUUACCGCAGGUACGUAGACACUCGUGGCUGUAG
Molecule: messenger RNA, 1029 nt
Organism: Knipowitschia caucasica
Lineage: Eukaryota; Metazoa; Chordata; Actinopteri; Gobiiformes; Gobiidae
Source: the annotation of a GenBank genome assembly